This is a messenger RNA of Acanthamoeba castellanii str. Neff, 6192 nucleotides long. Its product is annotated as RasGEF domain containing protein. Gene Ontology annotation, molecular function: guanyl-nucleotide exchange factor activity. The record is from RefSeq and is a predicted model, not a curated record. Bases 1 to 6192 code for a protein of 2063 amino acids. Gene Ontology annotation, biological process: Ras protein signal transduction; positive regulation of GTPase activity. NCBI's taxonomy places the organism in Eukaryota, Discosea, Longamoebia, Acanthamoebidae. The transcript is spliced from 43 exons. Gene Ontology annotation, cellular component: plasma membrane.
AUGCAAGUGGCGUCCCUCCGCCGAAUCAAGAUCUCUCGAGUGGCGUGCGGGUGGAGCCACACCGCGGCCAUCUCUGCCAAGGGGUUGCUGUUCACGUGGGGCAUGGGUCGCUACGGACGCCUGGGACACGGCGACGAGACCGAUCAGAACGCGCCGCGCCUCGUCGGGGAGCUACUCAACACCAACAUCGUCGGCGUGGCCCUGGGCGAGCGCCACACCGCCGCCUUCUCAGAGACGGGCGAGCUGUACUCGUGGGGCGACGCCAACUUCGGCGUUCUUGGCCACGGUGAGCUGCAGGAGGGAGAUCCGCAGAUUCAGACCACCCCCAAGCUCAUCGAAUACCUCUCCCGGGUUCUUCGCAAGAAGGUCACCCACGUCGCGUGCGGCGCCUACCACACCCUUUGCACCACUGCGGACAAGCUGACGUACAUCUGGGGCGAUGGCGGCCACGGCGUGCUGGGCCAAGGCGGCGACUUUGGGCGUACCAUCGAAUGGACCCCGCAGUCCAUCGGCGCUCUGGCCGGGCGCGGUGUCCAGCAGAUCGCCUGCGGCUGGGCGCACUGCGCCGUACUCAUGGACACGGGCGAUCUGUAUACGUGGGGCGAGGGUGCCGGCGGGCGACUCGGGCACGGCGACGAGGAAGACCACAAGGAGCCGCACCAAGUCGCGUCGCUCCGUGGUACCCGCAUCGUGCAGAUAGCCUGCGGCUUUGCGCACAUGGCCGCUCUCAGCGACAAGGGCGAGGUGUUCGUCUGCGGCACAGGCUGUGGCCGGCUGGGCUUGGACGGGGAGCAGGGCAAGUCCAACCCCGAACACACCGAGGUCGCCAACCAGAAGAUACCACGCCGAGUCGAACCCCUGCGCGGGCUGCAGAUACUGCAAGUGGCCUGCGGCAUGAUAUCCACCAUCGUGCUACAAAACACGCAAGACGAGCAACAGAGCCUCUCCACGCUCCGAGGCAACUACAACAUUUGGCGCGAGGUCUUGCCCGAGUUCGGGAGCGACAAGCUCGAGACCUACGUCAAUUCGGCGUGCGCGCGAACGGUCCACAAGGAUCGGUCCCUCCUGAAGUCCGCGCCGGCCACGCCGGCCGACACUCGAGCCCAGCAGCCGGUGAGCUCGGACUGCUUCUGGAUGAAGUUGAUGGACCGACGCGCCAUCCUGGUGCUGACCGACGGUGACAGACAAGGGCUCGGCUCGGAGGGAGCCGCGAAGCCCGACCCCACCAAAGCAAGCAUCAACGCCAAGAAGGCCAGCGCCAUUUGUAUGUACCACCUCAACGAUCAACACAAAUACAUCACCUCACUCCGAGAGGCGGGACGGAGGGUGUGCACGACCUUCUCCACGUACCACGAAUCGGUGGAAGAGGAGAAUCUGGUGACCAUGGCCAUGGGCGUGCUGCUCGAGCUGCGCGCAGACGAGCGCGAGAAGACGCUGAUCAACAUGCUGGCCGACUACGAGUACCGCUACGACGACAGCAGCGACAUGCACUCGUCGUCCAACAACUCUGACGAUGACGACGAGAACGGCGACUCGGCACUCGAGCCGCCCUUCUACAGCUCCCUGUCGAGAAGCAAGGAGUCGAUCAAGCCCGCGCGCAGGCGGCCCUCCAUCGCCAUCCGCUCGCCGCUGUCGUUUUCCCUGUCUUCCCUGCCGACGCUGCAGCACCAGCAGCAGCUGAACCAGCACCAGCCGCAGCCGGGCACCAACGCAUCGCCGACAUUCCACUCGCCCUAUCUGUCGUACUCGAGCUUCAGCCCGGCUUCCUUCUUCGUUCCGCUCGCGCCGCGGCCGGCCUACGUUUCGAGCGCGGCCUACGCCCGGAACGGCAGCGCCAUCGGGCUGCCGGCGUCGCACAGGAAGCCGCUGCUGGCCGUGCGCACGUUCAACAUUCCGCAGCUGGUGUCGCACCUGGGCCUCAAGAACAUCUCGUCGCCGGUCGGCGACGAUGCCAAGAGGCCCGAAGCCUCCCUCUGCCUGCAGGACGAGCUCGAGACCGCCGAUGAUGAUAUGCGGUACGCAUUCGUCAUCGGUGUGGUGGGUAACGCCAAAGUGUACCAUUACAAGGCAAAGCGAAAGGAGUUCAAGGAUGUCACAUCUUCGCUGCGCCGACGAAGACAGCUCCAGAUGAAGAGCGACCAGGAGCAAGUGGGGACGAAGCAGGAGACGUUGUAUAAUAUCGACAUGUACUGGGUGGGCUGUGCCGAGGAGGACAUAAUCACACUCGUCUCUGAUGGGCUUCACCACAACUUGGGUACCAGCGGCGACCCCUCCGAAGCCGAUCCCGCAAACCUCGGCAUUCCGCCAAAUAAGCUCGAUCUCCUCGGCCGAACCUGGGAGGAAGCGACCAGCCUAAGCCAAGAAAUUGUGGACGAUACCAAGGACGCGUUCAAGGUGCAGUUCCUCAAGCUGAUCGUGGAGGGCGACGCCGAAAAGCGAGUCGAACCCACGCCCAAGCUCAUCUGCGAGCGUCUCACCGACGCCUGCCUCGAAAUUAACUCCAAGGAGAGGGGGCGUGCGGAUUUCUCAACAUGCAUCAGCUUCCGAGUGGGUGGCGUUGGCGAGCGCGCUGCUGCUGAAUUGUUCCAAGUCGGGCUGGACGACCCGAGCGCGUACAUCUUCUACGAAGAGGACUCGACGGACAACCUCAUCUUCAACACGCAAGGCAAGAUCAAGGGCGCCACCCUUGAAAAGCUGGUCGAGCGCGCCACCUACGAAAAGGGCUACGACCCGGACUUCGUCGCCGCCUUCUUGUUGACGUACCGCUCGUUCGCGAUGCCGCAAGAGCUGCUGGACCUGCUCAUCCUGCGGUACAACAUGCCCUACACUCGCGGUGUCGACAUCGAGGAAUUCAAGCGGAACAAGCUCGACCCCAUUCGCCUGCGCGUUGUCAACCUGCUCAAGACGUGGUUGAGUAACUAUUGGUACGACUUCGUGGGCAACGAGAAGCUCGUCAAGACCGUUCUCGAGUUCAUCGACAAAACGAUGCGCGUCACGGGCAUGGACAAGGCCGGCGAGCAGCUCGUGCGGCUCAUCAACAAGAAGUUGUCGGAGAAGGGCAGCGAAUCGAAGAAGAUUCAGUUCAGCAACCGCUGCUGCCUCUCAUCAGCCCGAGCCUCGCGCCAGCCAGGGCUCUUGGCCUUCGACCCCAUGGAGAUCGCACGACAGCUCACGCUGAUCGAAUGGGAUCUGUGGAAGAAGAUCAUGCCGUGGGAGUGCCUCAACCAGGCCUGGGCCAAGGCCGGACGUGACGAAAAGGCACCGAACAUCAUGGCCAUGAUCCAACGCUUCAACGUGGUCUCUCGGUGGGUUGCCACGGAGAUCGUGCAGGUGGAGGACAUCACGCUGCGUGCCUCUGUCCUCAACCACUUCCUCGAAGUCAUGAACCGAUGCAUGGAGCUCAACAACUUCAACUGUUGCAUGGAGAUCAUAUCUGGCCUGCAGUCCUCCUCGGUCUACCGCCUCAGACAGACGUGGGCGCUCAUCGACAGCAAGCAGCGACGGAAGUACGAGGAGACGCAGCUCGUGAUGGCACGGGAGAAGAACUUCCAAAACUUCCGCGCUCACCUUCACCAGGUGGACCCCCCGUGCAUUCCCUAUCUGGGCGUCUACCUGACCGAUCUCACCUUCAUCGAGGACGGCAACAAGGACUUCGUCAAGGCCGGGUUGAUCAAUUUCCACAAGCGGGCGCUGAUCUCGCAGGUCAUUCGCGAGAUCCAGCAGUACCAGCAGACCCUGUACUGCCUCGAGGCCGUGCCCUUCAUCCAGGAGUGGCUCAUCAACGCCGAGUACCUGAGCGAGGACGAGUGCUACCGCGAGUCGCUCAAGAUCGAAACCAAACAGAACCGCCAGCGCGCGCCCUCAGACAGCCUGGUUGCGACCAACCCCAGCUCACCUGCGAAGCCGCGUUCGGCAUCGGCCCUGCCGCCCAAGUCGCGCAUCGGAGCGGAACGCCUCUCCCAGAAAGACGACUCCGACGCGUCCAAGGCAGCGGCAGCGACAGACGAUGACGGCAGCGCCCAGGACAAGCCGGCGAUGCCGGGCAUCGUGCCGGUGAUUCUCGCUGAGGGCGCCGAGCAAGAGGCCGUCGGCGGCAGCAACAACAACAAUGGCAAGUCGUCGGGCGACGGCGGUGCGCGAGCGACACCUGUCCGAACUAAGCACCAGAAAGACUCCGAGCGCAGCCAACGGGCCACGCCCGCCAGCGGCAUCGCGCGCAAGGGAGAGCCCGCUCUCGGCGACGAGGAGGAGUUUGGCGAGCUCGUGAUUCCUCCCGGCUACCCCUUCGUCGAGCCCGAUUCCAGCCAAAAUCUGGUAUUCGAUAUCGACGAGUCGUCCAUCAUCGAUGGCUCGUCGCUGCCCCAGAUCAGGGCGGCCACGUUGGCCAAGCUCGUGGAGCGCAUCACUCACGAGAAGCGCAUCAACGAAGCCGCCCUCCAGGCCUUCAUGCUCACCUACAAGUCGUUCACCACGGACCAGCAGCUGCUGAACCUGCUGCGGGCACGCUACGCUGUGCCCAGGCCCAAGAACGACUCACCGCAGCUUCUCCAGAAGUUCAUCGCCGCCAAGGAGGGACCCAUCCGCCAGAGGAUCUACACGGUGCUGAAGCAGUGGCUGGAGAAGUACUGGCAGGAUGCCGCGCCCAACAAGGAGCUGGUGGCGUCGCUGCGCCAGUUCCUGCAGGACAAGAUGAUCCCCGACGGCCUCGUCGCUGAGGCGCGUCUUCUGAACGAGCUCCUCGACAAGCAGAUCAAAGGAGCGGGCAAGCGAAAGAAGCGCUCCAACUCCUUCCUGGAAAAGGCUCCGCCGCCGCACCUCCCGCGCGUGUUCUCCGACAACCUCUCAUUCCUCGACUUCCAUCCCGAGGAGAUGGCGCGCCAGCUGUCGUUGGGCGAGGAGAAGCUCUUCCAGCAGGUGAACCACUUGGAAUUCCUCAACAAGGCCUGGCUCGCGCAAAACCCCGAGGCGGGUGCCCCCGCCCUCUCUGCGCUCCGCAAUCGGUUCGACCGGGUGCGCAAUUGGGUGGCGACUGAGAUCCUCAAGGGCGUCAACGACGAUGUGCGCGCCCAGGUCAUCUUCAACUUCAUCCAAAUCGCCGAGCAUUGCCUGCAAAUGAACAACCUCAACACCAUGGUGGAGAUCGUGUCCGGCCUCCGCUUCCUCCCCAUCGCCCAACUGAAGCACGUGUGGGAUGAGGUGCCGUCGAAGCACAUGCUGCGGCUGUCCAAGCUGUCCAAGCUGCUCGGGGGCAACUACGAGCAGAUCCAGGCGCGGCUGCGGGAUGUCGAGCCCCCGUGCAUCCCCUUUGUCGGCGCCUACCUCCACGAGGUGGCCUACAUCUGGGACUCCUACCCGGCCUUCGUCACCACCGAAAUCGAUCCGACCCACAAGAAGAAGGGCCAGGGGUCGACCAUCUCCGGACACUCGCUCGCGGUCGACGAGUGGCGCGCGUCGGUGGCCUUUUCCAUCUCGCCGCUCCUGAGCUACUCGUCGGACGUCGUGCCCGGCGGCGCCACCGCGCCGGCGGCUGCAACUGCGGCGGCGGCGGCGGACACGAAGCCUCCUGCCCUAGGCACGCGGCCGCGCCAGGCGUCGCAGGUGGGCAUGAAGGGCAAGGACGACAUAAUCACCGCCAACCUCAACAACCCGUCGACGCCGCCCGUGGCGACCCAAAGAGAAGGAGGACGAGAAGAAGAAGAGAAGGAGAAGGAGAAGGAGGAGAAGAAGGAGAAGAGGGCCAGCACCAAGUCGAAGCGCUCGUCGGCGACUUUCUCGGCGGCCUCCAUCAUCACAUCCAAGGACAAGCAGGAGAAGGAGAAGGAGAAGGCGGCGGCUGCGGCGGCGGCCGCAUCGGCCGCUGCUGCUGCCCAGCCCGCGGUGUCGGCACCUGUUCCAGCGGCAGCGGCAGUGGCUGCGGCGACGGAUAUGAGCGGGCUGCCGGCGACGACGACGCUGAUCAACUUUGAGAAGUACUCGCUGGUGGCGGCCAAGGUCACGGAGCUCCUGGCGUGCCAGUCGUCGUCGUACUGCUUCGAGGAGGUCGAAUUCAUCCAGCGCUGGCUCGGCAAGGUGCUCGGCGAGUGCCUCGACGAGGAGACCAUCAGCGCCACCGCCAAGACCCUCAACGACAAGCGAAGCCUCUCCAAGAAGAUCGCCUCGGUAAGCGUGCAAAAGGAGAGCCGACGAGGAUGA